GUUGACACCGCUCUGUUUGACAUACGUGUUCAUUUUAAAGUGUAGUAUGUGGACAAAUUCCUUAUUUUGAAUAAUUUCUCAAAGUUCUUAGAGAAAAUGGUCAAAAUUUUAGCUCGUAUUAGCAUAUUUCAGUUAGUUUUCCUCGUCUGGGUCCAUGGCCAGCGCGCCCCGCCGGGAGUUUCCCCGCAACACUACCAGUCGCCCCCGCAACAACAAUACCAGCAAGUACACCAGCAGGUGCCCAUGCAACAUGUCCCGGUGCAGCACCAGCAACAGGUACCCAUGCAGCAUGUCCCGGUACAGCAAGUACCGGUGCAGCAGCAAGUCCCCAUGCAGCAUGUACCGGUGCAGCAACAACAAGUCCCGGUGCAGCAACAGCAAGUCCCCGUACAGCAAAUGCACCACCAUGGGCAACCUAACCAGAUCUUAAACGCCGCCAACAUCGCCCAUGAAAAAGAACACAUAGCCGAACACAUGGAAGUGCCUAUAGACACCAGUAAAAUGUCAGAACAGGAAUUGCAGUUCCAUUAUUUCAAAAUGCACGACGCAGACAAUAAUAACAAGCUGGAUGGUUGUGAACUAAUUAAAUCUUUGAUUCACUGGCAUGAGCAGGGAAGCAAGGAAAAAGCUGGGCAAAUAGAGGACAAAAUCUUCAAAGAUGAAGAGCUGGUCACUCUGAUUGACCCAAUUUUGAAUGUUGAUGACACAAAUCAUGAUGGUUAUAUAGAUUACCCUGAAUUUGUCAGGGCUCAACAGAAGGCUGCCGGUCAAGGCAAACCUUCUUCAUAAGACAGGGACAAAGGACCAGUCUCUAUACACAGUGAUGAAACUCUAGAACAAUUUGUGGAUCCCAUUUUACAAUUAAUGGAUAAAAAUUCUG
Messenger RNA from Zophobas morio, 880 nucleotides. RefSeq names its product probable basic-leucine zipper transcription factor I. The record is from RefSeq and is a predicted model, not a curated record. Lineage: Eukaryota; Metazoa; Arthropoda; Insecta; Coleoptera; Tenebrionidae. The coding region runs from base 97 to 789 and encodes 230 amino acids. Gene Ontology annotation, molecular function: calcium ion binding. The transcript is spliced from 5 exons.